Medicago truncatula (barrel medic) is the source of this 1190-nucleotide messenger RNA. RefSeq lists its product as uncharacterized. The record is from RefSeq and is a predicted model, not a curated record. NCBI's taxonomy places the organism in Eukaryota, Viridiplantae, Streptophyta, Magnoliopsida, Fabales, Fabaceae. The transcript has a single exon. The coding region runs from base 130 to 954 and encodes 274 amino acids.
UGAUAUCUUCUCUAAUACCAACUUUUACAAAAUCUUUUGUCCUAAGUUUAUCUCAGAUACUCAAUCUAGUCAUUGAACUUCAUCAUACUAGAAGAAGAAGAAUAAGAAGUCGGUUUUCGAAACCGAACUAUGAAUCAUUCCAAACGUCAUAGAAAGUUAAACUUAAACGCGCCAAUUAUGUCAACACGUCGUCUUGGUUCCGUCGUUGCAGACACAUCUUUGUCAUCAAGUUCAUUAGGUACAUUUCAAAAGACAAGUGAAAGAGUUCCGUUUUCAUGGGAGAAAGAACCAGGAAAGCCGAAAGAUACAGAGAGGAAUGGCUCGAAAUUACCACCCUGCCAUCGUUUGUUUCCACGAAAAGAAGCGGCUGAUCAAUCUGAUGUAGAAAAUGGUUGUGAUGAAGAGGAUUAUAUUGACAAUAAUGACGAUCUUUACUCAGAUGCUAUGGAUGAUGUGUUUUCUUUAUCAGAAGCAUUGGAUAUUGUUCAAAGAAAAUCAGAGAAAGCUCAUAGUGAUAACAAUAAUAGUUUGAAGUUAAAGCUUGCAGAGUGCAGUGGCUACCAAUCCCCUACUUACAUGAUCAACCGUUUUCUUCCGGACGCAACCGCUUUGGCUGCAUCAUCGUCUGCUUUAAAUUUUCAUAGUGAUUUUGAAGAGAAUGUUUGUAAUACUUGUAGUUAUCCAGAAUGUUAUUUAUCAGAAUCAGGUAGACAUUCACAUUCAUACGCUUAUGCUUCUUGUUCUUCUUCUUCUCCAAAGGGAUGUGGUCUUGAAACUUUCUUCCCUUGGAGAACUAUGAAGCAUAAGUUUUGUGCUAUAGAGAGCCCUGUACUGCCAUGCUCCACGACUACGACAAAUCUGCAGAAACAUCAGCGCAACUCGAGAGAGUCGGGACAGAAGAAACAACGGUCAUCACCUUACAUCCCUUGCACGAAUGUGAAGAAAGAUGUUUGAUGAAUCAAGAUAGUUUCUUUUUCUUUUUGAUCUAGACCCUCCGUGCAGUUUGAGUUGAGUCGGGUGGACUCGGAAGAUGAUAAAGUUCUACCAACGCUAUUUUUUCAUUCAUAAGACUUGAAUUCAAAACCUUAUUUAAGGGGAACCAAAGUCAAUCUUGUUUGAACCAACAAGCGUUGGUUAGUCGAACUAGUUCUUUGAUUCAUUCAUUUUACCUAGUAUAUACUAAAUCUUUU